Messenger RNA from Jaculus jaculus (lesser Egyptian jerboa), 1141 nucleotides. RefSeq names its product TLC domain containing 2 (gene Tlcd2). The transcript is spliced from 5 exons. Lineage: Eukaryota; Metazoa; Chordata; Mammalia; Rodentia; Dipodidae. The coding region runs from base 94 to 969 and encodes 291 amino acids. The record is from RefSeq and is a predicted model, not a curated record. Gene Ontology annotation, cellular component: plasma membrane. Gene Ontology annotation, biological process: plasma membrane organization; regulation of membrane lipid distribution; phospholipid homeostasis.
GCCCCCUGAGCUCGGUUGCCAGGCUUGGUGCCCAAAAACCCCCAGACCCCUCUCUCCCGGCAGGGGCGGGACUCUGUGGGUUGCUGUGGCUCCAUGGGCGGUGGCUCCAGGGCUGCUCCAAUCACCGCCCAGCCGAGCGAUGGCGUGGACAAGCCGGGGAAAGUUAGGAAGACCAGGACCAUGGCACCCUCGGGACUUCUCGUGACUGGCGCCUCCUUCGUGGCGUUUCGGGGGCUGCACUGGGGACUGCAGCUUCUGCCCACCCCAGAAUCUGCUGCUCGAGACAGCUGGAAGUGGCGGAACAUCUGCGUCUCGUUGAUGCACAGCCUGCUCACAGGGGCAGGGUCCCUGCUCGGGCUGUUGCUGUAUCCUCAGAUGGCCAUGGACCCAAUUCAUGGCCACCCACCGUGGGCACUGGCACUGGUGGCAAUAUCUGUGGGUUAUUUCUUGGCCGAUGGAACUGACAUGCUGUGGAAUCAGACCUUAGGCCAGACCUGGGACCUUCUCAUUCACCAUUUAAUGGUAGUGAGCUGCCUUAGCAUCGCCGUUCUGUCUGGCCACUACGUGGGCUUCGCUAUGGUGUCUCUGCUCCUGGAGUUGAACUCCAUCUGCUUGCACCUGCGGAAGCUGCUGCUGCUUUCCCACCAGGCCCCAUCCUUGGCCUUUAGGGUGACCAGCUGGGCCACCCUGACCACCCUAGCCCUCUUCCGCCUGGUACCUCUGGGAUGGAUGAGUCUGUGGCUGUUCAGGCAGCGCCAUCAGUUGCCUCUUGCUUUGAUCAUCCUUAGUGGAGCUGGGCUGGUCACUGUGGGUGCCAUGAGCAUGUCAACAGGUUUCCACAUUUUGGUCAGUGAUGUCUUACAGCCUCGGCCCCACUCACCUAUUCUUGGGCACAAGGAGACUCGGGGUUCCAGGAUAUAUUGUGGUGGCCAGCCUGUCAUCAAGGAUGAUUCCGGUCAAAGGAGCUAGAGAGAUGGCAAUUUCCUCUUUGCCAGCCCUGGAAGAGGUCUGACUGGCAUGAGGAAAUGGAGGUAUUACAGCUUUGUAUUGCUGGCAGAAAACACCUGAUCAAGCCUGACGUGAUGGUGCAUGCCUUUAAUCCCAGCCUUUGGGAGGCUGAGUUCAAGGCCAGCUUGAGACU